GCACGAUAUAUGAAGGGUGGAGUCAAUAAAAUAUGAGGUCGCGGCGCAUUCAUUUGAGCAUCACGCUGUACAGCAACCGUACAGAAUGGCAACACCAAAUCAUUCAGAGCUGGAUGUGGAGUUGGGGGAUUUACUGCAAGAGUUUAAUGAUGUCGUGAAGGAGUUGAGCACAUCUCACGUCAAUGAACACAUGUUUGUGAAGAGACCCACAGCACUGAAUGAUGCAGAAGAUUCAGAUUACAGCAGUGAGACCUCACUGGGAAACAGUUUGAAUGCUAGUGAAGAGGAGCUCAACAUCACAGGCAUGACCAAAGCACCAAAAGGCAUGCCCACAGACACCAGUGACCUACAGAGCUUCAUUGAAAAACUGGACAGAGAGCUUGCGGGUGUGAAAACACAUGAUCAACAUUUGAUAGCUUAAUGAUUAACACACAAAACUCUCUAGCCAGAAACAUUAGCUGUACGUGUGUUUUAAGUAUUAAAAGCAAAGUUACUGUUACGGUUUGUAAUUAAUGUAACUAAUAAACCGUAGAACAGCUAGGUAGAUUAUGGGAAAUGUGGCAUUUGGCAAAAUUGUGUCCUUCACCCUUUAACACACCAACACCAUGUGCUGUAACCUCAACACCACACCAGCUAGCAGUUUAACCUGUCAAACACAUUUAUAAAGAUUAUCAUAAAGAUGAUUUUUGACAAAUAUUCGCGGGAUGAUAUAAUGCUUUAUGCCAGUGGGAGGUCAGUGCUUUAACACAGCUUACUCUCGGCUUUCAAUAUGUAACCUCACUCCUUUGAACUGAUGUGUUUGACAGAAAUGUGACCUGACAGACGGAAGUGAUGCUAAACUUCCAGAGAGCUGGCGUUUCUCAAAUGGAUGAGUUUGAGACUCCUACAUGAAGAAAAUAAGGCUAACAUUGACCUGCGCUAUUUUUCAUGACUGUAUGAAGGAAUUUAUUUGUUAAAAUAUUUAUUUGAUGACAACACGAUUUUUAAUAUGAAGAACACAGUGCCAGUUGUUUUUAUAAAUAUAUCAAAUGUUUUAUGUUUAAUGUACGAUAUAUUUUUUCUGUAUAGGUUGUAUAGAUGUUUUUGCAAGUUUUUUGUUAUUCUUUUUUUCCCUUUCACACAACUUACUGUAAACUCUAAAUUCAAAUAAAAAAUUGUUCUUGCCAUCUCAAACACGUGAAGCAGUUCCAG
Messenger RNA from Triplophysa rosa, 1191 nucleotides. Its product is annotated as regulator of cell cycle RGCC-like. NCBI's taxonomy places the organism in Eukaryota, Metazoa, Chordata, Actinopteri, Cypriniformes, Nemacheilidae. The record is from RefSeq and is a predicted model, not a curated record. The transcript is spliced from 4 exons. Bases 86 to 421 code for a protein of 111 amino acids. Gene Ontology annotation, biological process: regulation of cell cycle.